Messenger RNA from Botrytis sinoallii, 1186 nucleotides. RefSeq lists its product as uncharacterized. Gene Ontology annotation, molecular function: oxidoreductase activity. The record is from RefSeq and is a predicted model, not a curated record. NCBI's taxonomy places the organism in Eukaryota, Fungi, Ascomycota, Leotiomycetes, Helotiales, Sclerotiniaceae. Bases 295 to 1128 code for a protein of 277 amino acids. The transcript is spliced from 3 exons.
CCAAAUACCUAGGUAGUUCCAUAAGCUAUUCAACUAAGUCAUAGAAGGAGUAGUGACGCAUGGAAUCUGGGCAACGGCUAAUGACUUAAUCAUGACGUCGUUCAGUUUCCCACUUGUGCUUCUGCUAGAGUUUGCCCCCCCUAAAUCCGGCCCUAAUACCAACCCUGAUGUAUAUAUGCAUAGCUGGUUGACAUGCGUGGUGAGUAUCAUUGUUGAAAUUAUUCUCAUGUAAGAAAUCUAGACGAAGCACUCUAUAACCAGCCAGCUACACCUCUUCUUUCAACUGCAACAAUCAUGCCCAGAGUCUUUUUCAUCACUGGUACUUCUACCGGGUUCGGAAACCAUCUCGUCCAAGAGGUUCUCGAUAAAGGGGAUAUCGCCGUCGCAACUGCUCGUAAGCCCGAGACUUUAAAGUUCGAGGGGACAAGUGAAAAGAACUUUCUAGCCCUCAAACUUGAUGUAACUAGUCAAUCUGACAUUGAGAACUCUUUCAAAUCCGCAACCGAUAAAUUUGGCCGCGUCGAUGUAGUCGUCAACAAUGCAGGAUACGGCCUUGCCGGUGUCUUUGAAGAAGUCAGUGAGCAACAAGCUCGCACUCAGAUGGAGGUAAACUUCUUCGGCCUUCUUGCCGUGACCAAAAAGGCAAUGGAGGUAAUGCGAAACCAAAAGCCAUGUGGCGGCCUCAUUCAACAAGUCACUAGUAUUGGAGGUCAAAGAGGCGUGCCUUUUUUCAGCAUUUACUGUGCAAGUAAAUGGGCAGUCGAGGGCUUCACUGAAAGUAUUAGUCAAGAAGUGAAGCCGGAAUGGAACAUCAAGUUCACUUGUGUUGAGCCAGGUGGAUUCCGAACUGAUUGGGCUGGAAGAUCUAUGCAAUUUCCCGAGAAACGAAACCCUGCGUAUGAUCAUCUGAAUGCCAAGGAAGCAAUGGAAAAGAGGAACGGCACUCAAGCUGGAGAUCCAGAGAAAGGUGCGAAGGCAAUGUACAAACUUGCUACACUAUCGGAUCCACCUUUGCGAGUAGUGAUUGGCAGCGAUGCUUAUAAGGCGAUCAUGGCGAAGAUCGAGGCUUACGGGGAGAAUUAUAAGAAGUAUGAGGAGAUCUCUAAUAGUUGCGACGUUGGCGAAUGAGUGAUGACAUAGUCGAAUUGCCUGAUAUACUAUUAAUUUGUAAAGAUAAUAUGUAUUA